AUGGCCAUAGGACUCCAGGUUCCCCUGCCAUGACUGGCCACAGGACUGCUGCUCCUCCUCAGUGACCAGCCCUGGACUGAGAGUGGGAAGGUGCUGGUGCUGCCCACGGAUGGCAGCCACUGGCUCAGCAUGUGGGAAGUUGUGCAGGAGCUCCACUCCAGAGGCCACCAGGCAGUGGUCCUCACCCCAGAGGUGAAUAUGCACAUCAAAGAGGACUUUGUCACCCUGACAACUUAUACCAUUCCAUGCACCCAGGAUGAAUUUAACAACUUCUUUACCAGCCAUGCUCGACUCAUCUUUGAAACAGAGCAUUUUCUGAAGAAAUUUUCUAGAAGUAUGGAGAUUUUGAAAAAUGCCUCUGUGGUCUUUCAUAGGUCUUGUGUGGAGCUAUUGCAUAAUGAGACCCUGAUCAGGCACCUGAAUGCCACUUCCUUUGAUGUGGUUUUAACAGACCCCAUUUACCUCUGCGGGCCGGUGCUGGCUGAGUACCUGUCGAUUCCUACUGUGUUUUUUUUGAGGUACAUUCCAUGUGACUUAGACUUUAAGGGCACACAGUGUCCAAAUCCUUACUCCUAUGUUCCUAAGUUACUAACAACGAAUUCAGACCACAUGACAUUCCUGCAGAGGGUCAAGAACAUGCUCUACCCUCUGGCUCUGUCCUACAUUUGCCAUGCUUUUUCUGCUCCCUUUGCAAGCCUUGCUUCUGAGCUUUUUCAGAGAGCAGUGCCAGUGGUGGAUAUUCUCAGCCAUGCAUCUGUGUGGUUGUUCAGAGGGGAAUUUGUGAUGGAUUACCCCAGGCUGAUCAUGCCCAACAUGGUCUUCAUUGGGGGCAUCAACUGUGCCAACAGGAAGCCACUGUCUCAGGUCUGUAUUGGUGCCUUCAUGCAAUCAAUGUUCCAGGCAAAACACUUUAAAAACUGUAUUUACUUAUAA
Saimiri boliviensis boliviensis (Bolivian squirrel monkey) is the source of this 933-nucleotide messenger RNA. The record is from RefSeq and is a predicted model, not a curated record. NCBI's taxonomy places the organism in Eukaryota, Metazoa, Chordata, Mammalia, Primates, Cebidae.